Molecule: messenger RNA, 681 nt
Organism: Phytophthora nicotianae INRA-310
Lineage: Eukaryota; Oomycota; Peronosporomycetes; Peronosporales; Peronosporaceae
Exons: 2
Coding region: 1-681 (226 amino acids)
Source: RefSeq, a predicted model, not a curated record
AUGAGGAAAAGGCUGGUCCUGCCGUUAGGCUCGAACCAGUGGAAUGCGGUAGAUCUACAGUACAACACUAAACUAUCCGAUGGCUUCCCUGUACGCGAUGCGGAGUCCGUCAAACGCAAGUUCUACGCACUCAAGAAUACGCGCAACCCGUCGGGAGAUCUGGCGCGCCCGGCCGACGUUGCUCAAGUCAAACACGUAUAUCGUCGGAUCGAAGGGAAUUGUGGCGUAAUAGUGUUGGACGAUGCUGCCCCGUCUGUCGAGUCUUCGGCUAGAAGUUCCGCCCCAUCAAACAGUACUUCACAGUAUGAGGCAACAACUAAUGCUGAAGAAGCACAAGCACUGCAAGUGCAGAGCCAGCCUGCGUCUGGCAGAUUGUCAUCCACUGUCAGUGGCGAAGUUAACAAGGUACAGUAUCACAUCGUCAAGCAACCCAAACAAGCUGGCUACAAGAACCUCAUCUCGCACCUUCAGGCCCACCACAGUGGGUAUGAAGAUGUGGCGGCUGAGUGUAUUAGAAAAGCAUGUGCUCCUAUGAGCAGCAUGUUCGUUCAUAAGGACACUGCUGAUACGUACGGCUGGGCCAAGCUCGUUGCGCUCAAGAACUUUUCGUUUACGCAUAUCGACGACCCUGUGACCGUACUGCCGUACGCUACAAACCACUGGAUCGCAAGACCCUACUGA